Bombus pascuorum is the source of this 1673-nucleotide messenger RNA. RefSeq names its product arrestin domain-containing protein 17-like. The record is from RefSeq and is a predicted model, not a curated record. Gene Ontology annotation, biological process: protein transport. The transcript is spliced from 8 exons. Lineage: Eukaryota; Metazoa; Arthropoda; Insecta; Hymenoptera; Apidae. Gene Ontology annotation, cellular component: cytoplasm. Bases 182 to 1411 code for a protein of 409 amino acids.
UAGUAUCAAUGUGAAACAAAAAUUCGAUUCAGUCGAUGGUCAAGUGAGACCCGGAUGAUUUAUAAACUGUGCUCUGUGAAAGUUCUUCUCACACGGUGAGAAAAUUCUCAGGAAGAAUUUCUCACACAGUAAAAAAAAUUUGGCGCUGUGAAUCACCAAUACUGAGCGUUCCCUAUACGCCAUGCCGUCGUUGAAGCUAUUUGGCGUGACAUUCGAUCGAUCAAAUGCCACAUAUAUGCCCGGUGAAACUGUCAGUGGAAAAAUUAUCCUAGACACAAUAAAAGAGAAGCAGGUUAGAGGACUAUAUGUUAGUACGAAGGGGAUAUCAUAUGUCCGUUGGACUGAAAAUGAUUCAUCAGAUGAUUCAAAGAUGCGAACCUAUAGCAAUUCGGAGGAAUACUACCAUUUCAAGUACAACAUAUUUAGUACACAGGAUUUCGAUUCGCGACACAAACUUCCCCGUGGAUAUAACCAGUAUCCAUUUAGCUUCCAAUUGCCCAAUAAUAUACCAUGCAGCUUCGAGCACACGAAUGGAUACAUAAGAUACACGGUAAAAGCCGUGAUCGAUAGACCAUGGAAGUUCGAUCAUGAGUGUAAAGCAGCGUUCACCGUAAUUUCGAAUUUAGACUUGAACCUUCAUCGUGAAAAAUGCUUUGGAGUCAAUGAUGGAAUGAGAAAAAGUUUCAGCCGCUUGUGCUGGUGCGGGAAAGGCUCGAUGGAUUUGCAGAUCACAGUGCCUUCCUCUGGAUACGUACCAGGGCAGACAAUAAGUACAACGCUGAAUUACGCAAAUUACUCGAAUGAACUGAUUACGAAAGUUAGCGCGACAUUAUUACGAAGACUCGAAUUUUACGCGACAUCUAAGUCAUUGAGUAAUGUCAAAGUAAUAAAAAAAGCGAGUCAUUUUGGACCAUUUCCGAAAAAUGGGCACAUAACGUCGGAGAUUUUGGUACCACCCAUGGCACCCUCUUAUCUUCAAUAUUGUAAAAUAAUAAACUUAAAUUACGAGUUGGUCGUCUCUGUUCACAUUUCGACACCGUGUUCUAAAAUUAAGAGAACUUAUCCUCUUCUGAUCGGAACGAUACCAUUAUAUUAUCCGUCUUUUCCACCUCCGUACAACGUCGUACCCCACUCCUCAAACUCAAAUGUGACAAAGACUGCGAUAAUGCCAGUUCCAAUGCCGAGGCCAGAACAAGCAAGUGCAUCAAAUAUUCCGACAGCUCCAACACUAGAUCUAGCUAACAGUUCUUCGUUUAACCUGGAUAUACCACCACCAUCCUACGAAGAAUGUAUGUCUGGAACUCAAAACAUUAGAGAUCACAAUGAGUCGGAUUUCGUGUUCGGUGCGAAUACUUUCUUUGCGCCUAGAUAUCCUGUGUUUAACUAUCCAGCACCAAGUAUAUCCGCAUGAAUGGAAGAUUAUAGCGAGUGGGAGUUGAUUAUUUGCGUGCCUAAGUCGUUCGAGACAAAAUAAAAUUCACCAGCAGGUGAAAAGUUACGUUGAAGAUUCUCUAUAUGUUUUGAUACAAGUUAUUAACCGAUUUUUACUAUUUUAUAUGUUCGAUUGUAUACACAUUUGCACUAUGUUUACAAGCAUAUGAAUAUACUUUUCGUGCCAUCGAUUUUCUUUCAUGACUGAACCAGCUUGUUUUAUUAAAAGCGACUAGAUCGAA